CGUGCUGGCAUGUAAUGCACUUUGGCUACAUUUCGUGUGGGUAAGCCGUGUUCCUAAAAAUAACACACGUGUGAGAUGCGAACAUUAAUCGCUGCUAGGUUCGCAAAGCCCACGACGACGACAGUGGCGAAAAGAUUCCGAGCGUUUCUUUUGCACUCCCAAAUGGAUCGGGUCUGUCAUACUAAUACUGCGACCACGACAGCCCAGACCGAAAACAAGGUUUGACAAAUCAGGACCGCGGUUCGACAUACUCGCCUAAUGGAACGGUUCGCGGGCUUUUAGAGAACCGAAAGGCCCGCAGCUGUGAUAUAUCCCACCAUCCGCCACACUUGACAAUCCACCGUCACACUCUGGCUCUGUGUGAAAACAAUUGUAAUCGGAGUGGACGUUUCGAAUAUGGAUCGAAAUUAUAAGGAUGAUCAAAUAAAUGAGGUUGAAGCACUUGAAUCGAUUUAUUGUGACGAUAUAGAAGUUCUCCAAACUGAACCGUUCCACAAAUUUAAGAUAACGAUAGCCACUGAAGAAUACAAUUCCGAAGAAGAAAGUGGCCUGGUUUGUGGGUUAAUAUUCACAUAUACGGCAAAGUAUCCAGAUGAGGCACCAAUAGUAGAAAUCGAAGCUGCAGCUAAUUUUGAAGAAGAUUAUGAACACAGGUUGUUGGAACACAUAAAGUCAACAAUUCAAGAGAAUAUUGGAAUGGAAAUGAUAUUUUCCCUGGUGAGUAGCGCACAAGAAUGGCUCAACGUCAGAUGGGAUGAACACAAGUCUGCAGAAGAAAGUGAACGGGCAGAACAACUGAAGGAACAAGAAGAAGCUGAGAGGAAGAAGUUUGAAGGAACGCGUGUCAACGUAGAAACGUUUAUGAAUUGGAAAAUAAAGUUUGACGAGGAGAUGUGCAUCACAGCGAAAAAAGAAAAGGCAUUGAGUGACGGAAAGAAAUUAACUGGUAAAGAGUUGUUCUUACGUGACAACACGCUUAAUGAAUCAGAUAUUAAAUUUUUGCUUGAGGCUGGUGAUUCAGUGGAAAAUGUUAAAAUUGACGAAUCGUUGUUCCAAAAUUUAGAAGAUCUAGAGCUUGAAUCAGAAGACGAAGAUGAAGACUAUGUGCCGGGGAAAGAUUCAGACUGAACGUUUUUGUAGUGAAGACAGAUUAAUAAAUAUUCAAUAUACAUUCUA
Messenger RNA from Hermetia illucens (black soldier fly), 1176 nucleotides. Its product is annotated as RWD domain-containing protein 1. The transcript is spliced from 2 exons. Gene Ontology annotation, molecular function: protein binding. The coding region runs from base 397 to 1128 and encodes 243 amino acids. The record is from RefSeq and is a predicted model, not a curated record. Lineage: Eukaryota; Metazoa; Arthropoda; Insecta; Diptera; Stratiomyidae. Gene Ontology annotation, biological process: cytoplasmic translation.